UGCCGGGGCUGAGAGAACCCGCGGCCCGAGGAGGAGGAGGAGGCAGGGAAGGAAGGAGGGAAGGAAGGAGGGAAGGAAGGAGGAGCUGUCCCGGGCCCGGCGGAGCGAUGCUGGCGGCAGCAGCGCUGUGCGCGGCCGCGCUGGGCUGCGCGGCGGGGGCGCGGCUGCUCAGCGCAGUGGACAUUUCCCUCAGAAGAGGGCAGACGGUUUGCAGGCGUGGCACGCAGAAACCCUGCUACAAAAUCGUUUAUUUCCACGAUGCCUCCCGCAGAACCAGCUAUGAAGAAGCUCACCUGGCCUGCAGAGCUGAUGGGGGACAUUUAGUCAGCAUCGAGAGCCCAGCAGAGCAGAGACUGAUUGAAUCAUUUAUCAGGAGCCUCCUGGCUUCUGAUGGGGACUUCUGGAUAGGGCUUAGGAGGAGGAAGGAGGAGGAGGACAACAGCACAGAGUGCCACAGCUUCUACUCCUGGUCAGAUGGGAGCUCAUCCAAAUUUCGGAAUUGGUACGUGGACGAGCCGUCGUGCGGGGGCGAGGUGUGCGUGGUGCUCUACCACCAACCCUCCGCCCCACCAGGAGUGGGAGGCCCCUACAUGUUCCAGUGGAACGAUGACAGAUGCAACAUGAAAAACAAUUUCAUCUGCAAAUAUUCCCUGGAGAAGCCAACGAAAGCUCCAGUAGACAAUUCCCGAAGAGCUGUGGCAACAGAGCCCUGGAAGCCAGAAUUCCCAGAGGAACGCUGGAGGAAAGGUGCCAAUGGAACAGCUGUAGGAGCCAAAGAACCUGUUCAGAGCCUUGCCUACAUCCUCAUUUCCAGCAUUCCUGUGCUGCUUCUCCUGGUGGCUGUCGCAGGCAUCUCCUGCUUUUGGCUGCUGGUGAAGAGGAGACAGGAGCUGGUGGAUGUGACCCCGAAGGGUGACGGGGCCUGGCUGCCACAGCCCGGCAGGGACAGCCCCAAGCUGGACAUUUACAGAGUCAUCCACAAGCAAUCCGAGGCUGACCUGGCUGGGGCCAGACCUGGCACGAAGAAUUCCUCCUUCCGUGCCCAGGAGGGGCUGGAGAGCCCCUGCAGGGACCCCGAGGACACCUCCAGCAGUGGCUUGGUGACACUGGCCAGCACAGAGAGUGGCUUUGUCACCAACGACAUCUACGAGCUCUGCGGGGACCGUGUGGGCAGGAGCAAGGAGUCCACCUGGGUGGACAAUGAGAUUUAUGGAUAUUGAGGAAAUGGACCCAAAAAACUCCACUGGAAUUUGGAUUUUGAGUUUAUUUGCCCUCUCUGUGCACUUGUUUAAUAAUGAUAUGUGUGGUGUUUGUCCUGGUUUUGCAUUGUCCCCUUAUUCUUCUAUUUUCUGAAAGAAUAGGGGUUUUUAAAGAUCCCAAACUGAAAGGAAUGUACAGAUUUUGCUUUGCACCAAGCCCCCUUUGUCCCAGGAAUGUCUUGUUAAUACCCUCAAUUCCUUUUUGUACCAAAGAUAUGCCUUGAAACUGAAGGACAAUCCAAAAUCCUUAUUUAUUUAUAGACCUCCUCCUCCUCAAAGGUGCUAAAAGUUACCUGUAAUGUGUGAUGGAGCCCUGCUUCCCUGGAAAUGCUGAACAGUGGGAAGUGGGAAAUUAAUCCCUCGGGUUGCUUUGCUUGUGUGUGCAAUUUUCACCGUGCCUAUAUUAAAUUUCUUUAU
Poecile atricapillus (Black-capped chickadee) is the source of this 1676-nucleotide messenger RNA. It is a transcript of the gene LAYN, whose product is annotated as layilin. The coding region runs from base 108 to 1220 and encodes 370 amino acids. The record is from RefSeq and is a predicted model, not a curated record. The transcript is spliced from 8 exons. Gene Ontology annotation, molecular function: hyaluronic acid binding. NCBI's taxonomy places the organism in Eukaryota, Metazoa, Chordata, Aves, Passeriformes, Paridae.